Molecule: messenger RNA, 3950 nt
Organism: Frankliniella occidentalis (western flower thrips)
Lineage: Eukaryota; Metazoa; Arthropoda; Insecta; Thysanoptera; Thripidae
Exons: 7
Coding region: 1652-3817 (721 amino acids)
Molecular function (GO): protein dimerization activity
Source: RefSeq, a predicted model, not a curated record
CAGAGCGGCCAGUGCCGCGGCGCGCCCGUCACCGUUGUGACUCAGGCGCGCGAGAACCGUCUCGACAACGCCCUGCCCGGGGGGCGCCCGUCAUCGCAUCGUGCGGAGCAGUGCGGUCGUGUGUCACUUUGCAUUCUCACGUUGAUGGAGGCCGUGUUCGUGUUCGCGAGCCUUAUUGUCCCCGCGUAUUGGCGCGCCGUGUGAACCGCGUUUAACGGCCCGGGCGUUUGCGUCGUCGUCGUGGUCGUCGCCAGGAGGGUGCGCCGCGGGCCCGCGGGGCGGUGCUGCAGCCGAUCAGCUGGGCGCUGGCGCCGCCGCUCUCCAGGGCAGCGGGCUUCGUUGUCCGCGGCCGCGCAACGCCCGCGAGGCGCGAAGGUGUGGCCGCGCCGCGGUCGCCUAGAUAGCGCGAUACGAGCCGUGCGACAGAGAGAGACAGUGGUUGGACGGUGGCGCCGCGGCGGCGCGCGCUCGAACUAGAGACUCUCGCGUGCUGGUGGGGCCGGCCGGGCGGCGGCCGCGCGGGGUUCGGCUCCCAGGCUUGCCAGAUGUGGCAUUUUCCGGCCAUUGUGGCCGUUUGGAAGGGCCGAUGGCAGGAGGAAUUUUGGGUGGCCGCGGCCACGGCAAAAUGUGGCCGUUUCGACCGGACGCGGCCGAUAUCUGUAUUUACGGAAAAGGAGGGCAAAAAAAAGGGCCUUUUGUCUUGGCUCGGCCGGCACUCUGCAGCGCACAGCGCACCAGCACGCCCAUUCUCCCUCACUCUAUUCAUUCAGCAGAGACAGGAGGAAAAAAAAAGACAAGGGGGAGGGGGCAGGGGGUACAACACGACUCUUACGUGAGUGGGACAGAGACGCAGACAGGUCCGUCUCUUUCCAACUCGUUGGGCAGGGCCGCGUCGUCCGGAGGCGGGCGGGCCGGCGGCGGGCCCCGACCCGUGACAGAUGACGACUUUACAACUUUCAGCUGCGCUCCCGCCCGGCCUUGCCUGGCCUUGCACUUGCCUGUUGGAGCCUGCGGGGCCGCGGCUAGGGGAAGGUCGUGUAAUGGUUUGCAUCGCUGCGUUCUCUGUCUAACCUUUUGGUGCGUCCUCAAUGAGAGGGAAAGAGAAGAAUUACAGUCUCGUCAGUUGCGGGAUGGCCCCCUUCGGAGCUGUGUGGGGUGUGGGGUAUCCUAACGGACCGGCCCAGGCCGAGCGCAGGCCGAGAGUCGGCCGAUAGGGAAUGACCAAGGGCUUGGGGUGGUUCCGGUGAGUUUACAGCAUUGCGGCACGUGACUGCAACAGCCAAUAGGAUGCGCGAAAAUCUGAGCGGCAAGCGCACCCCUGGGGUCUCGCUCGCCCCCGCCCGGUCUAGUCCUCCAGUGCUCCUCGCCGCGACAAGUGCGUACUCUUGCUGCCGCGGUGUCGGCGUUGGCGCGCGCGCUCCGGACUGUUCACCGCUACCGUGUCAUCAUUUGAUUGUGCUUCAUUGUACCUGUGCUCCGGUGUUACCUGUGCAUCUCAGUGAGGAUCCUUUGUGAUUUUGUGGACCCCCUCCUGUGAAGGACAAUUUAGUUUUAGUCUCCGCCUCCACCCACACCCGGACCUCUUACCUGUGCGUGGCGCGCGGCAUCUCUUGUUGUGAUCACCUAAGUGUUUGAGGUUUACCUGUUGAUUAUGGGUCCCCAUGAUCGCAACCGCCGCUUCAAGGAGGACUGGAAGAAAGGCAAACCUUGGCUGGAAGAAAAAGAUGGGAAAGCCCAUUGCAAAUACUGUAAGCACACAUUUAAGGAUAAUCGAAAAUCUGCUGUCGAUGAUCACGGGACAACCCUGACUCACUCUAAAAAUGCAGCACACUGGAAUCGGCGACAGCAGCCAACAUUGGCCAAUAUGGGUGCUGUUAGAAUUAUCGAUAAGGAGGUCAAGUUGAUUGACCUCGUGCUGACAGUGUUUGUGGCGUGUCACACCGCCGUGCGCAGCGUUGACCAUCUUGGCGAGCUGCUGCGGAGGUUGGGCACGGGGUCAAAGCUUCAGCACUUGCGCAUGCACCGCACCAAGUGCUCCAUGCUAAUAAAAAAUGUGAUUGCACCUGCCAUGCUGACCGACUUGGUGAGGGACAUCGGCGAUCGGCCGUUCUCCCUCAUCAUAGACGAAUCCACGGAUGUCUCGGUCGUCAAGUACCUCGCCUUCAUGGUGAGGUACCACAGCCCUACCAGAAAGGCAGUUGUGACCGACUUUCUGGGCUUCGCUGAGGUGUACAGGGCUUUUGCCGUAUCCCUGUACACCCUCACAAAGGAGUAUCUGCAGGAGGUCGGUCUCCGCAUCCAAAAUCUGGUGGGGCUGGGCACGGACGGGGCAGCCAGUAUGUGCAGUGCAGUGCAUGACAACUCGUCCGUGUAUUCCUUGCUGAAGAGGGAUGUCCCCAACUUACAGCUUGUGAAGUGUGUGUGUCACACGCUGCACUUGGCCGCAUCACACGCCUCAGAUGUGCUCCCAGAGGACCUGGAGUUCCUCGUCCGGGAGACGAGAAACUGGUUCGCUUCGAGUCCUCUGCGGAGGCAGAACUAUGAGGCGUUGUUCAAGGCCAUGAACGACGGGGACAUGCCGCUAAAGCUAGUGCAGCUUUCGGGUACGCGGUGGUUGGCUUGGUCGAGAGCUCUGGCCGUGAUCACCGCGCAGUGGGACGAGCUGAAGGCACACUUCGAUCAGCUCAUCCCCACCCUUCGCGCAAGCGACAAGUGCGUGAAGGGCCGGAGGCUGCACGCCCUCUUCCAGGACCCGUGCAACCGACUCUACCUGCUGUUCCUGAAGCCAAUCACAGCAGAGGUUGCAAGGGUCAAUGCCCUGUUUCAGGGCGACAACAUCGAGGUUACCAGAGUUUUUAUGGAGCUUCGAAAUGUUGUCUAUGGAUUGUUGCGACACAUUCUAAAGCCCAGCAGGAUCCCUUUCACCAGGGAUGAGGAUGCAUUCCAGAGGGAUUCGGAUAUCGCAACAAUCCUUGGGGCCCUCGAGGACGGCACUGCAUAUUUGCCGUACUCAUCAAUGAGCUGCUUCGAGGGGGGCUUCAUACAGUUGCUGGGGCAGCUGAACGGCGCUGGCGCUCCCGGCGAUAGAGUCGUCGACAGCGCCAAGCUCGCUGGGGUGCAGGGGAAGUGCGUCGAGUACCUGCACCACCUGUGCCGCGAGCUUGUGACGCUGUUGCCGGACACGAAGCUGCUGUGUGAGGCCCUGUCCGGCUUCGUCCCCGCGACAGCCCUAUGCCCUGUGAGGACCAGCCGCUUCCCAUUCCAUAAACUGCCGUUGUCAUUACUUCCUCGUGGAGUGGACAGGGAUGACCUCAGGUCUCAAUGGGAGCGGCUGCCGAGUGUUGAUUGGAAGGCGUAUUUUGGUGGCGAAGUGCCUUCCAAAUCGACAGAUUUCUGGUGUGGCGUGUAUGAGUAUUGUGAGAACGAGGUGCCAGUUUUCCGGCUUAUCGCCAACUUUGCCCUUCGUGUCCUGUCGCUCCCAUUUUCGAACGCCGUCGUCGAGAGGGCGUUCAGUGUCAUGAACGCCAUCAAGACGAAGGCGCGCAACAGAAUGGGGUUGGAGAUCCUCAUGGCCAUCAUGCGGAUUCGGCUCCGCGUCCUUUGGAGUGGAUGCUGCAAAAAAUUUGAGCCUACAGACGAAAUGUACGCUCUCUUUAAUAGCAGCAUGUACGAAAGAGUGAACAGGGAGCCCGCACCGCAUGAUGAUCCUGAUGAUCCUAACGAUGAACAUGACGCGUUCGGCGAAGUUGAUGAUAUACUGCCUCACGAUACUGAUACAGGCCCCGUCAUUUCUAUUGCAGAUGUAUUAUUAUUGUAAAUUAUUUGUUUUGUAAGUUUAAGUUAUUUUCAAUUUCUACUAAUUUGGUUUUUUAUUAUUCUCUGUGUAUAUAAUAUGCCCUUACAUUGCAGAUAUAUUAAGUUUGUAAAUAAUUUAUUUGUGAGUUGAAGUU